Oncorhynchus kisutch (coho salmon) is the source of this 4594-nucleotide messenger RNA. RefSeq names its product SMAD specific E3 ubiquitin protein ligase 1 (gene smurf1). Gene Ontology annotation, cellular component: cytoplasm. Lineage: Eukaryota; Metazoa; Chordata; Actinopteri; Salmoniformes; Salmonidae. Gene Ontology annotation, biological process: negative regulation of BMP signaling pathway; proteasome-mediated ubiquitin-dependent protein catabolic process; protein ubiquitination. The record is from RefSeq and is a predicted model, not a curated record. The transcript has 17 exons. Gene Ontology annotation, molecular function: ubiquitin protein ligase activity; SMAD binding. The coding region runs from base 232 to 2415 and encodes 727 amino acids.
AUUCUAAUUCUAUGGUCCAGAGCCACCGAAAAUGUCCGUCUGUGUUGCGGCUCGAUCGGGACGGGGGAUUUCGCCAGGAAAUAAUACACAUUUAACCCCUGAAGAAGACAGACACAAGCCACAUAUUCUGACAACCUAGAGUACUAUCCUCCAGGAAGGAGUGUCGAGUUGGUGUGUUGGAGCGACACCAACAAAAAAACGGGAGUUUACAGUAACAGUUCUUCCGCUGUGAUGUCGGGUCCUGGGUCUCGGAGGACCGGGUCCAGCAUCAAAAUCCGCCUGACAGUCUUAUGUGCCAAGAACCUUGCAAAGAAAGACUUCUUCCGGUUGCCGGACCCAUUUGCAAAGGUAGUGGUGGAUGGAUCAGGACAGUGUCAUUCUACAGACACAGUGAAGAGCACUCUGGACCCCAAAUGGAACCAACACUAUGACCUGUACAUAGGGAAGACAGACUCCAUCACCAUCAGUGUGUGGAACCAUAAGAAGAUCCACAAGCGGCAGGGCGCCGGGUUCCUGGGCUGCAUACGACUGCUGGCUAACUCCAUCAGCAGACUGAAAGACACGGGCUACCAGCGGUUGGAUCUGUGUAAGCUGAAUCCAUCAGACAGUGAUGCAGUACGGGGACAGAUCGUAGUGAGCCUCCAGACCAGAGAUGGUUUGGGCAGCGGAGGACCCGUGGUCGACUGUAGAGGACUGUUAGAGAAUGAGGGGCCUGUGUUUGAGAGCUGUUUCAGUGAGGAGCCGCUGCCGUACUCAGACCCCACGGGCGCCGCUGGGGGCGGGACCUGUCCACCGGAUUCACCCAACCAGGAGAACCGGCUCCAGGCUCAGCGAAUCAGAGGCCAGGAUUCCCAAAGACACACCCACACCCCUCAGAACCGACCGCAUGGCAACCAAUCACCUGAUCUACCUGAGGGAUACGAGCAGCGCACCACGGUGCAGGGACAGGUGUAUUUUCUUCACACACAGACGGGAGUCAGCACCUGGCAUGACCCACGCAUACCCAGGGACCUGGCCAGUGUGAGCUGUGAGGAGUUGGGUCCGCUGCCAGCCGGCUGGGAGGUGAGGAGCACGGUGUCGGGACGGAUCUACUUUGUGGAUCACAACAACCGAACAACACAGUUCACUGACCCCCGGCUACACACCAUCAUCAGCCAACACUCCCAGGUGAAGGAUUCGUCUCAGCCGCUGGGUGGGGGAGGCGGGAGAGAGAUGGAGGUGGGGGGGGAGGAGGGAGGAGAAGGGGAGGUGACACUGCGUUAUGAGAGAGACCUGGUCCACAAACUGAAGCUGCUCCGACACGAGCUGUCACUACAGCAACCACAGGCCGGACACUGUCGCAUAGAGGUCUCACGAGACGAGAUCUUUGAGGAGUCUUAUCGUCAGAUCAUGAAGAUGAGACCCAAGGAUCUGAAGAAACGACUGAUGGUGAAGUUUAGAGGAGAGGAAGGACUGGACUACGGAGGAGUGGCAAGGGAGUGGCUGUACCUGCUGUGCCAUGAGAUGUUGAACCCGUACUACGGCCUGUUCCAGUACUCAACAGACAACAUCUACACACUACAGAUCAACCCUGAUUCCUCUAUAAACCCUGACCACCUGUCGUAUUUCCACUUUGUGGGUCGUGUGAUGGGCCUGGCAGUGUUCCAUAGUCACUAUAUCAACGGAGGCUUCACCCUGCCCUUCUACAAGCAGCUGCUGGGGAAACCUAUUAUGCUACAAGACCUGGAGACCACUGAUCCUGAACUACACAAGAGUCUGGUCUGGAUACUGGAGAAUGACAUCUCGUCGGUUCUAGAUCAUACGUUCUGCGUGGAACACAGUGCCUUCGGGAAGUUCCUUCAACAUGAGCUGAAACCCAACGGUCAGAACCUCCCGGUAACCGAGGACAACAAGAAGGAGUACGUGAAGCUUUAUGUCACCUGGAGGUUUAUGAGGGGGAUCGAGGCUCAGUUCUUAGCUCUGCAGAAAGGAUUCAGCCAACUGAUUCCUCAACACCUCCUCAAACCAUUUGACCACAAGGAGCUGGAGUUGAUAAUCGGAGGCCUGGGGAAGAUAGACCUAGCAGAUUGGAAGUCUAACACCCGUUUGAAGCACUGUGCUGUAGACAGUAAUGUGGUUUGCUGGUUCUGGGAGGCUGUAGAGAGCUUCACUGAGGAGAGGAGAGGACGACUACUGCAGUUUGUUACCGGUUCUACCAGAGUUCCACUACAGGGAUUCAAGGCACUACAGGGUUCUACAGGUUCAGCAGGCCCAAGGCUGUUCACCAUCCAUCUGAUAGAGGCCAACACAGACAACCUACCCAAGGCACACACAUGUUUUAACAGAAUAGAUAUCCCUCCCUACGAAUCGUACGAGAAACUUUAUGAGAAACUGCUGACGGCCGUGGAGGAAACUUGUGGCUUCGCUGUGGAGUGAAACACACACACGUCACCCUGCAAUAACCCCCCGCCCCUACAGAACUACUAUUGACCAAUCACAGGACAAUACCACCUAGCCCCUCCCAUCCCGACCAGACUGAUCUCCAGGGGAACUGUCAUCAUGGGUCACGGCCAGGUUUGUUACCAUGGUUGCAUGAUCCGGGGAUAUCAUCGGUUCCUGUAUUUUAGAGGUUUUUCAGAUUUUGAAGAAACAUUUUUAUCCUUCAGUUUUAUCGAGCUAUGAUGUCACUCUUCAGAACAACCAAUGACUUUGAUUCUGUCUCCAAUCACACGCAGUCUCUGUACAGAAUAAGCCAAUCAGAGACGAUCUGAGCUGAAAUCCUCCAAUCAGAAAGCAGAUUGAUUAAUGUUCAUGCUUCAUGUUUAACCACUGUUGUGUGCGUGUGUGUGUGUGUGUGUGUGUGUGUGUGUGUGUGUGUGUGUGUGUGUGUGUGUGUGUGUGUGUGUGUGUGUGUGUGUGUGUGUGUGUGUGUGUGUGUGGUGUGUGUGGUGCAUAGCACCUGGUCCUCUGUAUAAUGGUAUUAAGCCUGUAUGUCUCUCUGAUUAUUAUUUUAUUUAUUUACUGUGAUGAUGAUGAUACUGACCUGCUGCUACUCUACAGAGACGGAACCCCUAACCCCUCCUCUCAUCCCUCCUUCUUUUGUCUUCCUCUCUCCUCAUCCCCCUCUCAUCUCUCCACUUCUCCUCUCUCGCCUCUCAUCUUUCCUUCUCUCCUCACAUCCCUCAUUCUGUCCUCUCAUCCCUCCUUCUCUCCUCCUCUCAUCCCUCCUUCUCUCCUCCCUCUCUCCCUCUCCUCCACUCACAGCCAUUAACCCUCUCUCCUCUCAUCCCUCCUCCACUCCUCUUCAGACCCCUUAUUAACCCUAGGUUAACUCUCUCUCCUUCUCUCCUCUCAUCCUCCCUCAUCCUUGUUAGGGUUCAUCUGGGUCCACAAUAAUCUAACCUGCCUCACUCCCCAGCCUGUCUCAUCCCCACACCUGUCUGAAAUAUGCAAUAAACCCCCAAACUUCACCGCUCUCUCCAUCUCUGUGUCCCUCCAUCCCUCUCUCUCCAUCUCUGUGUCCCUCCCUACCUCCAUCCCUCUCUUUCCAUCUCUGUGUCUCUCCCUACCUCCAUCCCUCUCUCUCCAUCUCUGUGUCCCUCCCUACCUCCAUCCCUCUCUCUCUCCAUCUCUGUGUCCCUCCCUACCUCCAUCCCUCUCUCUCCAUCUCUGUGUCCCUCCCUACCUCCAUCCCUCUCUCUCCAUCUGUGUCUCUCCCUACCUCCAUCCCUCUCUCUCUCCACCUGUCCCUCCCUACCUCCAUCCCCCUCUCUCUCCACCUGUGUACCUCCCUACCUCCAUCUCUCUCUCCCUCCAAACUUCACAUCUCUACAUCUGUGUGUGUGUCCCCCCCCCCCCCCCCCUGAACAGACAGACAUAAGGUUGGGGAUUGGUUACUAUGGUUACUUUUCUGUUUAUUUUUCUCCCUGAAUGAGUGAAUCCCAACCGUCGUUUAACCUCCAUAGAAACAAAUGAAAUCAAACUAAAUGUUGAAGGUCAAAUAUGAUGAAGACUGGACGUUGGUGGAACAUAACAGAUGACUGCACUCGCAUGAUGAGUGACCUCUGACCUGAUGCCUUGAGGCUUUAGCUCAGUGGGCUACAGGACUGCGGCUCCCAGUACUGCAGUUUGAGUGAUCUCUGACCUGAUGCCUUUAGCUCAGUGGGCUAAAGGACCACGGCUCCCAGUACUGCAGUAUGAGUGACCUCUGACCUGAUGCCUUGAGGCUUUAGCUCAGUGGGCUACAGGACUGCGGCUCCCAGUACUGCAGUUUGAGUGAUCUCUGACCUGAUGCCUUUAGCUCAGUGGGCUACAGGACCACGGCUCCCAGUACUGCAGUAUGAGUGAUCUCUGACCUGAUGCCUGUAGCUCAGUGGGCUACAGGACCACGGCUCCCAGUACUGCAGUAUGAGUGAUCUCUGACCUGAUGCCUUUAGCUCAGUGGGCUACAGGACCACGGCUCCCAGUACUGCAGUAUGAGUGUGUUGGUAACAGUGGAGAGGUUGUUCGUUGUGUAAAGAUGGAAGCAGAGUAUUGUAACUUCCUGGCUACUAAACAUUAAUGACAAAAUACUGUGUAAAUAAGAUUCUAUUAAAGAAACUAAAUUGAAAAUAAA